Molecule: messenger RNA, 894 nt
Organism: Caenorhabditis remanei
Lineage: Eukaryota; Metazoa; Nematoda; Chromadorea; Rhabditida; Rhabditidae
Exons: 3
Coding region: 1-894 (297 amino acids)
Source: RefSeq, a predicted model, not a curated record
AUGGACUCCGACUGGGAAUCGACCUUCGAAAUUGUUUCGGAAUCUGACGAAAUUCGGAAGAGAGUAAAUGUAGAGAAAGAAGAAGAGGCAACUGUGAACGUGAAGGAUAUUAAUGAUGAGGUAACGAAGGAGUCAUCAGAUAACAUAAAAACCAUAAGAAGAAAAACUAAAAACGAGAGAGUUUUAUGUGAGAUUGCGGCAAUUACCUGUUUCUUUGGCACCUUAAUAAUCGUCUGGCUUACAGAUAUAAUCGGUUUGAGCAUGACAGAAGAUUUUCUCAGAGAUCAACCAAAUAUAGCGAAGGAAAUGAUGAUUAAGACUGAAGCUGAUAAAGUUUUACAAUCGAGAGUGGCGGAAUUUGCUGUUAAAUUGAAAAUGGGUGGAAGAAAUAACCGGAAGCCCAGAGAAAGUCAAGAGGAUACUCUAUUUUAUCUUCUAUCUGAAAAAGAACCGAUUGAACUGGCUUUUCGUAGAAAAUGGAUGGCUGAUCCUUCAUUUUUUGAAGGUGUUGAUGAAUUUGUUUAUGGAAUGGAUUGGGAGAACACAUUCGAAGAAGACCUUUUUGUUCGUGGAGUCCCAAACUUCGAUCAUCAAUUUGAAUUGGAAGAGAUGACUUUGAAGACAACUCUCCUUAAUCAGAACUACGAUCAGAAGUUCUUCAAUUUCGGAAGAAAAGAAAUGAUUGAUAAAACUUAUUCUGUUGAAUAUUUUGUUUCUCAAAGAACUUUGGUCAAAUUGGAGAAGAAGAAUGGAGUCGAAGUAUCCAGAACCGAGUAUUUUCUGAAACUUGGUGAUCUGUAUGUAUACGAUAAACGCGGAAACUUGGAAUGCACUCGUGUUUAUUAUGCUCCUACUAUCGGAAAAGAACUAAUGAAUAAAGUAGAAAAACAAUAA